GGCUCAAUCUCCCAACACUCCGGUCAAACGGAGAAGGCGAGAACUUUGAGGAGAAAUUUCCGUCCAUCAGGACGAUCCUUCCCGAGUUCCCGCCUCUUUCCGCCAUCGUCUCCGGCAUCGCAGACUCGGCUCGGUUCUAGACGCGUCGAACAGAUUAAGAAUAGGCCUACAUGAGAAUCUUUCGGCGUUCAAGAUCAAGGGUUUCUGUUUUAUUCUUUAUUCUUCUCUGCUGGCUCCGAGUGUAACGGGGAGAAUCAGACAACCAUGCCCGAUGUGAAGGAGAAGGGUGUUUUAUAUAGCUUUCAAGGAGAAGAGUCGUGGCAGCCUCUUGUGGAACUCCAUAAUAAGAAAUGCAAGAGAUGUGGAUUUUAUGAAGACGACUCAUUGAAGCCACACGAUGUUUUUGAUGAGUGGGAGUUUUGUGCUUCCGAUUUUUUUAGUAUUGAUGGAAAAUACAUCCAUUUCAAGGACAAGGAGCUCAACGCAACAUUCUUGUCCUGAAUGUGCCCGUCCUGUUGGUGCUCCACAGCACUCGGGUCCCUCAAACGAGAAGGCAAUGACGCAUUGGGCUUUCAUUGUGGUAAUAGGUGCUACGGUUUCAGUGGUUUUUGUCCUUGGCAUGGUAACUUCGUACAAGUUGUGGCAGAAGAGGAAGAGGCAGCAAGAACAAGCGCGGUUCCUAAGACUCUUUGAAGGGGAUGACGACGUAGAUGAUGAAUUCAGAUUUAUCCCUCUUAGCCACGUCACGCAGAAGUGCAUUCACUUUUUGCUAGAUGUAUUGAUAAAGAAAAGUAAGUGGGCUGG
Molecule: messenger RNA, 804 nt
Organism: Cuscuta campestris
Lineage: Eukaryota; Viridiplantae; Streptophyta; Magnoliopsida; Solanales; Convolvulaceae
Source: the annotation of a GenBank genome assembly